Molecule: messenger RNA, 1138 nt
Organism: Labrus mixtus (cuckoo wrasse)
Lineage: Eukaryota; Metazoa; Chordata; Actinopteri; Labriformes; Labridae
Gene: fkbp1b
Product: FKBP prolyl isomerase 1B
Exons: 4
Coding region: 166-492 (108 amino acids)
Molecular function (GO): peptidyl-prolyl cis-trans isomerase activity
Source: RefSeq, a predicted model, not a curated record
AAAUAGAGAAUAUCUUUGCUGUAGCUGCGGGUCUGGUGGUGGUCUGUGAAUUCAUGGUUUCUACCGAUAGAGCCCGACUUGUAGCCACAAAACGGGUGACACUGGCUGUCAAAUCGACUCCAUAGGCUGAAUGUUUCAGAGCUGAUCUUUGCAGUAAGCACAACCAUGGGUGUGGAAGUCGAGACUAUAUCUCCCGGUGAUGGAAGAACAUUUCCAAAGAAGGGCCAGACAUGUGUUGUUCAUUACAUAGGUAUGCUGCAGAAUGGGAAGAAGUUUGACUCGUCUCGAGACAGGAACAAGCCCUUUAAGUUCAAGAUCGGACGGGCGGAGGUCAUUAAGGGCUGGGAUGAAGGAGUAACACAGAUGAGCCUGGGCCAGAGGGCAAAAAUUACCUGCACACCAGAUCUGGCUUAUGGCGCGACAGGACAUCCCGGGGUCAUCCCUCCGAACGCCACACUUAUAUUCGACGUUGAACUGCUCAAGCUGGAGUGACGCCUCGGGUCAAACACGAAAAGCUUAAUGAGGCUGCGAUCGCCACAAGCUGUUUCCACGGGGGGAGACCAUACUCACACGGCUGCUGCCUCCCAACGUCCAGCCGCUCUUCUUCUUUGAUUUAUACAGUCUACUUUUAGUUCAAUAUUUAAACAUACCUAAUGCUGCUUUUAAUGCCACCUUGUUGUCAUAGAUAAUGCAAGACAAUUGUUGUUGUUUGUCGGAGAUGCUUUUUUUGUUUAAUUCCGUUUUAAAGUUGUACAUUUUGUUGAACCAUGAGGAAAUCAGUCAUCUGACAAAAGGCUGUAAUACAUAGCAAUCAUAACUUUUUACUGCCUUACAGAUUCAACAACAGGAGGAAGGGUACGUAUGUUGAAAGUCAAUAAGUUCUGCUCUGUAUCUUAACUGGGCAUUAUAUACACCACUGUCUGCAUUGCCACUUUGAUAAAGGUUUGUCCUGCUGAAUGCUCUGAAUGAUGCUAUGUUUAGUAUAUUUUAUAUCCCUCAUACACAUUUACUGCAAGUGUACUCUAUCCAAUCUAACCCAGUCUGAUACUGUACAGAACUCUAUAAGAGCCGUUGCUGUUAUUAUGACAGUCUGUCGACCAACUCUUGAAUAAAAAUGGCAUGUACUGUGUUGAGAAAA